Molecule: messenger RNA, 2128 nt
Organism: Durotheca rogersii
Lineage: Eukaryota; Fungi; Ascomycota; Sordariomycetes; Xylariales; Xylariaceae
Product: cation efflux protein
Exons: 1
Coding region: 91-1848 (585 amino acids)
Biological process (GO): zinc ion transmembrane transport; intracellular zinc ion homeostasis
Cellular component (GO): membrane
Molecular function (GO): zinc ion transmembrane transporter activity
Source: RefSeq, a predicted model, not a curated record
GCCGACUGCAUUUGGGCCCUUGUGCUGGGUGGGCAGCCAACCUCUCGAAACUGGCUUCGCUCGCCGAUACCUGCCGAUACCGCCGCCGUCAUGGGUUGGUCGAAAACUACGCGGAUCAGCGUUAUGCUGGCCAUUGACAUCGCCUUCUUCCUGCUGGAGCUGAUCACGGGUAUUAUGGUCCAUUCUCUGGCCCUCACUGCCGAUGCAUUCCACAUGCUCAACGAUAUCAUUUCCCUCGUCAUUGGUCUGUGGGCUGUUACCAUCGCCAAGAGAGCCAACACCAACAAAUUCUCCUACGGAUGGGUGCGUGCCGAGAUCCUGGGCGCCUUCUUCAAUGCCGUCUUCCUCAUCGCUCUGUGUGUCACUAUCAUCCUCGAUGCCAUGACACGCUUCAUCGAACCCGCCGAGAUCUCCCAGCCGGUGCUCAUCCUCGUCGUUGGCUGCUGCGGGUUGGCCUCGAACCUCGUCGGCUUCCUCGUACUGGGCGGACAUGGCCACGAUCACGGACACGGCCACGACGAAGAACACGAUCACGACCAUAAACAUGACGACGUCUCUGCAGCCGAAGAGGGGCGACUUGACGCGAGACAGCAAUUCGUAGACGAGGAUGGCCCGGCGAUGGAUGUUCUGCCCGAAGUCGCGCUGGCCAGGGUCAGCGCGGCUAAUGCUGCACCGGAGACGACGCGACGCAUCCAAUUCAACCGGUCUGAAGAAUCCCACGAACGAUGUGCCAGCCGGGGAUCGCCCAGAGGACGAGAACGUCGACGCGCCAGCAGCCUUAAGCAUAGCCACUUGGCCAGUCUCGACAACCUCAGCAUCCACCCGUCUACCUUCCGACAAGACAUUAUUGACCAGAGCCGCUCGAAUGGCAGUGAAAACGAGACGGACGAAAGCUCCAAUGACGAAUCCUCCAUCAAUUCUGUCGCCCUGGACGAGCCAGCUGUCGAUGAGGCCACGCCCCUGAUUGCCGAUGAGCGCGGGAUGGGUAGGGGAGCCGUGGGCCAAGACAAGCAUACCCACCGACCGAUCUCUCAACCCUAUCGUGCCCGACGCAAUUCCGCAACUCACGUGGAGCACCACCACAACCAACCCAAGUCCAAGUCGAAGAAGGGCCACGGCCAUAGCCACGGCGACAUGGGCAUGAACGCCAUGAUCCUGCAUGUUUUGGGCGAUGCUCUGGGAAAUGUCGGCGUCAUAGUAACGGCCUUGAUCAUCUGGCUUACCGAGUGGCGUUACCGGUACUAUGCGGACCCGGCCGUGUCUCUGUUCAUCACCCUCAUCAUUCUAAAGUCGGCUGUCCCGCUCACCAUGGCCACGGCCAAAGUGCUCCUGCAAGCCACCCCUGACCACAUCAACCUGCAGCACAUCAAGGAGGACAUCCAGGCCCUCCCGGGCGUGAUCAGCUGCCACCACGUCCACAUCUGGCAGCUCUCGGACACUAAGGUGGUUGCGUCGCUGCACAUCCAAGUCGCAUUCCCCAUCCAAGACCAGGACGGAGAGAAGUACAUGACGCUCGCCAAGCAGGCGCGGAAGUGCCUGCACGCGUACGGCAUUCACAGCGCCACGAUCCAGCCCGAAUUCUGCCUCGACCAGGACUGCAGCCACGGCGACGACGGCUCGUUGACGCUCGAAGGACAGGCAUCGCCGCGCUACGGGGGCGACCUUUGCCUUCUGGAAUGCGUCGACGACUGCGUGGGUCAGGGGUGCUGCACGCUAUCCGUACGGCCCGCUUCGGGCGCGGGGUCCAGCCGGCGAUCCAGCCACUCGACCCACAGCCACGGCGAUAACCACGAUCACGAUCACGAUCACGGCGACGAUCACAGCCACAGCCACAGCCACAGCCAUUGAAAAGGAAAAAAAAAGGGUUGGGGAAAAUAAAUACGAAAACUAAAUCUCUCAGAGUUACGUUGAACGCCUAAUGCGGGCGUGGGCGAUAGAAAUUUGGACUUGGCUGAGCUGUCGAGUCGGCGGUCUUCGAUUCUAUCCUGUUCUUUUUACUGGGUCUGUAAAAGUGCGUGGGCGUUUAAGGGGGGGGAUACCAACAGCUAACCUACCUGGACGCGAAUGCUAAGUAGGUAGAUACAUGGGCAGGCGGGCGGACGGGGGUAGGCCGAGGUUUACGAGCUGA